CUUUUUUAUUCGUUUUGAAUUUCGUAAAUUUUUUUGCAUUUGUGUGCAAAAGGAAUAAAAAAAAUUGUCGCCGGUUCUUUCUUAAGUAAAAUUAUAUACAAUUGGAAAUCAAAUAAGAAUAAAUUACAAUUUGUUCUCUACCACGGUAUUAAAAAAGCAACUUUAAAGUGAAUAAAAUAUAUUGUAUGCAAAAAAUUAUUUUUCGAAAAAGGGCAAUCCAAAUUUAAAACUCAUCAUGGGUUCACAUCAAUACCAAAUUGCAAAUUUGCUAGAAAAGAUGACAUCAAAUGAUAAGGACUUUCGGUUCAUGGCAACAAAUGAUUUAAUGACCGAACUUCAAAAGGAUAGCAUUAAACUCGACGACGAAUCAGAGAAAAAAGUCGUUCGCAUGGUGUUGAAAUUGCUUGAGGACAAAAAUGGUGAAGUACAAAAUUUGGCAGUUAAAUGUCUUGGGCCAUUGGUUAAUAAAGUCAAGGAAAACCAAGUCGAAACUAUUGUUGAUUCAUUGUGCGCCAAUAUGAUUUCAAAUACAGAACAAUUGCGCGACAUUUCUAGUAUUGGACUAAAAACUGUAAUAUCUGAACUCCCUCAGACAUCGAAUUCACUAGCUCCGAAUGUUUGCCAGAGAAUAACUGGCAAGUUAAGCAAUGCUAUUGAGAAAGAGGAUGUCUCUGUAAAGCUUGAAUCGUUAGAUAUACUUUCUGAUCUUUUGUCGCGUUUUGGAGAAUUUCUUGUUCCAUUUCAUAAUACAAUCCUAAAAGCACUCGUUCCCCAAUUGUCAUCAUCAAGACAAGCUGUACGUAAGCGAACCAUUGUAGCAUUGUCUCACCUUCUAACUUUGGCUACAACAAAUGCCUACAAUGGUGUAAUUGAACAUUUACUUGAUGGACUUGAAAAUCCACAAAAUCAAGGAAAUAUUCGAACAUAUAUUCAGUGUUUGGCUUCAAUUUGUCGACAGGCAGGACAUCGUUUAUGUAAGCAUAUUGAUCGGGCCAUGGUUCUUCUUAAGCAAUACAGCCAGCAAGAUGAUGAUGAAUUGCGUGAAUUUUGUUUGCAGGCUUGUGAAGCAUUUGUUAUCCGUUGUCCAGAGGCAAUACGACCACAUAUUCCAAUGAUCUUAGAACUGUGUCUUAAAUAUUUAACGUAUGACCCUAACUAUAAUUAUGAAGCAGAUGAUGUUGAUUCGAAUAUAGCUAUGGAUACAGAAGAAGAAGAAUAUGUUGAUAGUGAAGAGUAUAGUGAUGAUGAUGAUAUGAGUUGGAAAGUACGUCGAGCUGCAGCUAAAUGUCUUGAAUCAAUAAUCGCAACUCGUCAUGAUAUGAUUGAAGACUUUUAUAAAGAUCUUAGCCCAGCAUUAAUAUCACGUUUCAAAGAGCGCGAGGAAAAUGUCAAGUCUGAUAUAUUCCAUGCUUAUGUUGCACUUCUUAAAAAUUCACGUUCUGUUGACGAAAUUUCUCAUGACCCGGAUUCAAUGGAACAGAUACCAGCGACUUUAGCACUUUUAAUGGAACAAGUUCCACAUAUUAUUAAAGCAACCCACCCUCUUAUGAGAGAAAAAUCUAUGAAGACCCGACAGGAUUGUUUCUUAUUAUUAAGAGAAUUGCUAAUCGCUAUGCCAGGCGCUUUGGGACCACAUCUCGAUAACAUAGUUCCAGGAAUUAGCUUCUCUUUAAGUGACAAGAACUCUACAAGUAAUAUGAAAAUAGAAGCUCUAGGGUUUUUAUGUUCGUUGUUGCAAGGUCAUCAAUCACAUGUGUUCCACCCCCAUAUAUCAGUUUUGGUACCACUAGUGGUAACGGCAGUUUUUGAUCCUUUUUACAAAAUAGCUACUGAGGGCUUAAUUGUGCUUCAACAAUUGGUUAAAGUUAUUCGUCCUUUGGACGGUAACGCUGCCAAUAUUAGUACUAUCGAUGUAACGCCAUUUGCAGCAGAAGUGUAUUCAGCCACUCUACAAAAACUUAAAGCUACCGACGCUGAUCAAGAAGUAAAAGAAAGGGCAAUUGCUUGUAUGGGUCAAAUUAUUGCUAACAUGGGAGAUUUACUCCAAGCGGAAUUGACCACAUGUUUGCCAAUAUUUUUGGAAAGGUUGAGAAACGAAGUAACUAGAUUAAGUUGUGUUAAAGCACUUACUAUGAUUGCAGCAUCACCUUUAAGAAUUAAUCUAACAUCGAUUUUGAAUGAUGUAAUGCCCGCUUUAGGAACGUUUUUACGAAAAAAUCAACGAGCUCUAAAGCUACAUUCCUUGGACUUGCUCAACAAACUUGCUGAUAAUUAUGAUCUUGAUAUAUUUGGACCUCCAUUACUACAAACGGCUAUUGCAGAAAUACAACCUCUUAUCUCUGACUCCGAUCUACACGUAGCUCAGUAUGCAUUAAUUCUAUUAACAACUACAGCACGCAAGCAUCCAAAGGCUUUGGUGGGAAUUCAUGAUCAAUUUUUACCACCGGUUCUCCAGUUAUUGCGUUCUCCUCUUUUACAGUUGGUCUGAAGAAAAGUCAGAAGC
This is a messenger RNA of Lucilia cuprina (Australian sheep blowfly), 2503 nucleotides long. RefSeq names its product cullin-associated NEDD8-dissociated protein 1 (gene Cand1). Gene Ontology annotation, biological process: SCF complex assembly; protein ubiquitination. The transcript is spliced from 5 exons. NCBI's taxonomy places the organism in Eukaryota, Metazoa, Arthropoda, Insecta, Diptera, Calliphoridae. Gene Ontology annotation, cellular component: nucleus. The coding region runs from base 236 to 2488 and encodes 750 amino acids. The record is from RefSeq and is a predicted model, not a curated record.